Molecule: messenger RNA, 708 nt
Organism: Panicum virgatum (switchgrass)
Lineage: Eukaryota; Viridiplantae; Streptophyta; Magnoliopsida; Poales; Poaceae
Product: actin cytoskeleton-regulatory complex protein pan-1-like
Exons: 3
Coding region: 1-708 (235 amino acids)
Source: RefSeq, a predicted model, not a curated record
AUGAUUAAACCACUGGUGAUGUUUUGGAGGUGGUUUGGGGCUCCGAGCGCGAUCCCCGUCGGAGAUGGCGGCUCGGCGGCGGCAGGGAACGCCAGGGAGCUCGCGCUGGGCAGUUCUGAGGCUGGGAUCGGGUUCUGUGGGUUCGGCAUGCGUGCGCAGGGCCAGCGCAGGCCAUGGCAGGGCACGGCGGGGCUAGGCAGCACUGCAGCAAGGUCCGCCGCGGCGGAGCGGGGCAUGUGCGGCGGCGGGAGCGCCGGCGUGCGAGAUGACGUGCCAUUCGAGGGUGAACAAGAGCAAGUGAACGAGGAGGAACAACAGCAAUUUGGCAAGGAAGAUGGCCAGGACUCGAUAGACUGCUCACAAGUGCACCGGAGGUCCCGCACCUGCUUAUGUUGCUCACUUUGUUCCAGCUCCAAUCCAGCUCCAAUUCCAGCACCUGUUCCUGCUCCAGCUCCACCUCAGCCCAUGGAGGACGCUGAGGAAGAUCCAGAGAUGCUAUAUUACUAUGUUGAAUAUGAGGAUGGUCAACUUGUGCCUGUUGACUCGCCAGCUCCACCAGCACCAGCAGCAGAUGCACCACCUCCACCGCCAGAUGCUCCUAUUCCAGAUGCUCCAGCACCUGCCGCUGCUGGAGGAGACCCAGACGACUCCGGGGAUGACAGUGAGGACAGCGAGCAUGAUGAUGGUUAUGAUACUGAUGAUGAGUAG